This is a messenger RNA of Vidua chalybeata, 1775 nucleotides long. Its product is annotated as acrosin-like. The record is from RefSeq and is a predicted model, not a curated record. The coding region runs from base 91 to 1581 and encodes 496 amino acids. The transcript is spliced from 5 exons. Gene Ontology annotation, molecular function: serine-type endopeptidase activity. Gene Ontology annotation, biological process: acrosome reaction; proteolysis. NCBI's taxonomy places the organism in Eukaryota, Metazoa, Chordata, Aves, Passeriformes, Viduidae.
GGGCCGAGGGCGCCGCAGGUGCUGCGGGCACUGCGGCUGUGCUGGCGCACGGAGGCCUCACUCCUGCGGCUGGCACGAGCCACGGCAGCGAUGCUGCUGCUCUGCCUCCUCGUGCUGCUGGCCACGUGCAGGCCUGUGCAGGGCACGUGGAGCUCCUGCGAAGGAAGCUGUGGGCUCCGGCCCUUGACUUCUGACGAGGAGCGAGGCAUGACGCGCGUCGUGGGUGGCAAAAGUGCCGAGGCAGGGGCCUGGCCCUGGCUUGUCAGCAUACAAGAUCCCUCAGUUUCAAGCACGGGGCAUCUGUGUGGAGGAUCCCUCAUCAGCACACAGUGGGUCCUCACAGCAGCCCACUGCUUUGCCAAUUCCAGGAACAUCAGCGCCAUGCGCCUGCUGAUCGGGGCCACCCAGCUGACUGAGCCGGGCCCUGGGGCCGAGGUGCGCCUGAUUAAGCGGCUGCUGGUUCACAAGGAAUACGGUUCUGCCGACCAGAGCAACGACAUCGCGCUGCUGGAGCUGAAUGAGCCCGUCCAGUGCAGCUCCUACAUCCAGCUGGUCUGUGUGCCCAACGCCACGCUGAACGUGGCACAGCUGGGAACCUGCUAUGUCGCUGGCUGGGGUGCCACUACAGCAAGAUCUCAAAAAUCAAGUGAUGUCCUGCAGGAGGCCAAGGUCCACCUUAUCAAUGUCCAGAUCUGCAACAGCAGCGAGUGGUACCAGGGGGACAUCCAUAGCCACAAUUUAUGUGCUGGCUACCCGGAGGGUGGCAUCGACACCUGCCAGGGUGACAGCGGGGGUCCACUCAUGUGCAAAGACAGCAGUGCUGACUUCUUCUGGGUUGUUGGAGUGACCAGCUGGGGGAGAGGCUGCGCCAGAGCAAAACGGCCUGGAAUAUACACUUCUGUUCAGCACUUCUAUGACUGGAUUCUCAUCCAGAUGGAACUGCUUCCACAAGUAGAAGCUUCUCGGGCAUGGAGUCAUUACACAACUGCCUCGCAACCCUGGACUCAUCAUACAAACGCCCCAUGGCCCACUCAGAAGCCAUGGCCAAGACCACCUCCCACUUAUAAGCCAUGGCCGAGACCACCUCCCACCCAUAAGCCAUGGCCAACAACACUUCCCACUCAGAAGCCAUGGCCAACAACACUUCCCACUCAUAAGCCAUGGCCAACAACACUUCCCACUCAGAAGCCAUGGCCAACAACACUUCCCACUCAUAAGCCAUGGCCGCCAACACUUCCCACUCAUAAGCCAUGGCCAACAACACUUCCCACUCAUAAGCCAUGGCCAACAACACUUCCCACUCAUAAGCCAUGGCCAACAACACUUCCCACUCAUAAGCCAUGGCCAACAACACUGCCUACUCCGAGGCCAUGGCCAAAACCAACCCCCACUCAGAAGCCAUGGCCAACAACACUGCCUACUCCGAGGCCAUGGCCAAAACCAACCCCCACUCAGAAGCCAAGUUCAAUACCUACACCAGUGGAAGAGAUUAAGAACUGCCCAUUUCCACUCAAGAAGCUGAUGGAAUUCUUCACCCAGAUCCAGGAGCUCCUGAAGAACUUACAGGGAAUUCCAGUUUGAGCAGGAGAAUGGACAGGAUCCAGUGCAGGUUGCAUGGGACUGCAACCGUUUCCUGCUGAGGCAGCGCCUGCUGAUCCAAAGGCCGCCUCAGUGCCGAAGGCCUGCUCUGUCCUGCCUACGUUGCUCCUCUACAUGUAUACAAGUGCUAACAUUGACUUAGUUGCUGAAAUAAAGUUGCCUAUAUUUGGAGUUAA